Papilio polytes (common Mormon) is the source of this 935-nucleotide messenger RNA. Its product is annotated as peripheral plasma membrane protein CASK-like. The record is from RefSeq and is a predicted model, not a curated record. Gene Ontology annotation, biological process: protein phosphorylation. The transcript has 6 exons. Gene Ontology annotation, cellular component: neuron projection; cytoplasm. The coding region runs from base 453 to 935 and encodes 160 amino acids. NCBI's taxonomy places the organism in Eukaryota, Metazoa, Arthropoda, Insecta, Lepidoptera, Papilionidae. Gene Ontology annotation, molecular function: calcium/calmodulin-dependent protein kinase activity; calmodulin binding; ATP binding.
GCUGCUCACUUCAAAUCCAAUAUUUGCAACCCUUAGUAAAUGUCAAAAGUAAAUAGAAAAUAAGGGAAUAAAUUAAUUAUUUUACAAUUUCCAAUUAUCUAAAACCUGCAAAUUAAACUUAAACAUAUGUAUAUUUCGUGAAUAUUAGUCAUUAUUUUGAAGAUAAUACAGUGAAAUGUUAUACAGCAAAAGGAAAAUGAGCGAAUUGUCGCGGAUUUUCUUAAUUUAAAUAUGCACAAAUUGCACAUAAUUACACCUUUUCGUAGUGUUUGUUAUUCGCUUACAAAAUUUUUUAUCUUCUGUAUUAUUUAGUGUUCUUAUAAAGUGUUUAAACCUUUUGAAGUUCGGAUUUUCCUCUCGGGGCGUAACCUUCGUGUUCUAAAGUUAUACCUUUUUUGAAAAUGAUAUUUUAUCACUUUUACUAAAAAUAGUUGUUUGUAUUAUUGCUUAAAAUGGCCGAGGACGAAGUUUUAUUCGACGACGUUUAUGAACUCUGUGAAAUCAUUGGCAAGGGUCCAUUCAGCCUUGUAAGACGGUGUGUACAUCGUCAGACGGGACAGCAGUUUGCCGUGAAGAUUGUUGAUGUAGCUCGCUUCACCGCAAGCCCGGGUCUCAGUACAGCAGAUCUGAAACGUGAGGCUACAAUAUGUCAUAUGUUGAAGCAUCCUCAUAUAGUGGAAUUAUUGGAGACAUACAGUUCAGAGGGAAUGCUGUACAUGGUGUUUGAAUAUAUGGAUGGAUCUGAUCUCUGUUUCGAAGUUGUGCGUAGAGCGACUGCAGGGUUCGUCUACAGUGAAGCUGUGGCAUGCCACUACAUGCGUCAGAUUCUGGAAGCAUUGCGAUAUUGUCACGAGAAUGACAUCGUGCACCGCGAUGUGCGGCCGCACUGCGUACUGCUCGCUGGGCGGGACAACUCGUUAUUAUCACGUUGUUGA